Molecule: messenger RNA, 1334 nt
Organism: Fundulus heteroclitus (mummichog)
Lineage: Eukaryota; Metazoa; Chordata; Actinopteri; Cyprinodontiformes; Fundulidae
Product: F-box/WD repeat-containing protein 4
Exons: 9
Coding region: 105-1274 (389 amino acids)
Biological process (GO): SCF-dependent proteasomal ubiquitin-dependent protein catabolic process
Cellular component (GO): SCF ubiquitin ligase complex
Molecular function (GO): protein binding
Source: RefSeq, a predicted model, not a curated record
UUCUUGUGCUGUGUGGAACAUGGCCGCCUGUGUGCUCGGUGUAACACCGGUACAUACUCAGCUGACCACGGAGCCCUGCUGCAGGCAGAGCGCGUCCUGCCGCCAUGCUGCUCACCCAGCUCCCGGAGGAUGUGCUCUACCACAUCUUGUCUCAUUUGGAUCACAGAUCUCUCAGUCGACUUUGUCAAGUUUGUAAAAGUAUGCAUGGUUUUGUAAACAGGGACGCUGUCUGGAGGAAGAUUGCACAUGGCUGUUUAAACAGCGGGAUCACCCGGAACGGGACGGACAUAUAUCCUAAUAUCCCGCUGAAGGAGAGAGUGAGGACAGCUCAGAACUGGUACAAGGGAGUUUGCAAAAGGUGGAUUCUUCUCAGAUGGAAAACAAAGCUGUUGCCAUGGUUACAGUUAGAUGAAGAUGUGCUGUACUUGUCUCAGGCUGCUAAAAUUGGAGCAUACCCUCUGCACCAUGACUCCAGGAGACUCCAGCGAAACCCAGUGGAAAUCUUUUCGGGCCACAAGGGCGAUGUCUGUCGCUUUGUCCUCACAGACUCUCACUUGAUCAGUGGCGGAAGUGAUGGAAGGAUUAUGGUCCACAGCAGAAGAAGUCGCAUGUCACUGGGGUUAACGGGUCAUAGUCAGGAGGUGAACUGCCUGGAUUCUAAAAACGGACUCAUCAUCAGUGGAUCAAGAGAUCAAACAGCUCGAAUGUGUACCAUGACCUCCAACUCCCCCUUAGCAACAAUUCCUAUGUUCGACAGAGUUUGGUCUGUUGCUAUAAGUCCCACACAAAGCUCCUUCGUAACAGGCACUGCAUGCUGUGAGAACUUCUCUCCUCUUCGCAUCUGGGAUGUUGAACGAUUAGCAUGUGUAUGCAGUCUGGGCUCAGAGUUUCGUCGUGGUGCGGGGGUGCUGGAUAUAGUGUUUGAGUCUCCAUUCCAGCUCUUCACCUGCGGCUAUGAUACCUUUGUUCGGCAGUGGGACCUUCGGCUCAGCCCUCAGAAGUGUGUGAUGGAGUGGGAGGAGCCACAUGACAGUGCUCUCUACUGCAUCCAGACAGAUGGAAAUCACAUGAUAGCCAGUGGCUCGUCCUAUUAUGGUGUUGUCCGUAUUUGGGACAAACGGCAAACCAAAUGCUUGCAGUUUUUCCAGCUCAGCUCUGACUCUGUAAGCAGCCCAGUGUAUUGUCUCAGGUUCAACAGCUCUCACCUUUAUGCCGCUCUGGCCACUGCCCUGCACUCCUUGGACUUUAGACAGCACCCCUCUAACAACAGAUGACACAAACACAUAAAACACAACUUUCAACACUCAUGAAACAAUAAAGAGAUCUAUUUCCAA